AAAGAAGCUGUUGAGGAAACAACUGUUUAUAGCUUCUAUAAGUUAAGUGAGAACAGUACAUAACUUGUCUGGUGGACGUUCCACGACAUUAAAUGUAACUGUAAAUGCAUGUUAAAAAGCAUGAUUUAUUAAUAAAUUGAAAUAUUGCUAUGACUGGCACAAGGCUGUGAUAUAAGAGGGAUAAAACUCUUCGGGAUGUUCUGCUACAGGAAAUUAAUUCACUUUGGGGUGACAUCAUAUCACCCUGUCAAGGAUUUUUCCUCCCUAUAUAACAGCACUCCAUGCCGUGAGUUAUUACUUACAUAGCAUAAUAAAUAUAUGUGAUGCUGGAGAUCAAAAAGAGCUAAAUGUCUUAAAUAAAACGUAACAUUAUAGAGUAUAGUUUAAAUAGGGUAUGUUCAAAAUGGCCCUGUUUGCAGUGUUUUACAGCUGUAUUUUGAUGCUAUGUGUAAGAUUCAAGUGUCAUUUCUUCAUUUUGGGGAAGAAGAGUCUCUCUGAUACAAAUGCACAUGAGACACAUCAUGUGCCAUAUUAUUAUUAGGACUUAACGACUUGUGAUAAUUUGAUAAUUUGAUAUCAGAUAAUUGUCACCAGUUAAGGCAGGGAAAUUAAGGUGGCUUUCUCUCCUGCUGAUCCUCAUUUGUGUUUCAGAUUAAUUGCUUGUCAUAAUGGAUAUCUCAGGCAUAAUUUAAGGUGCUAAUCUUUUCGUUAUGUUAAUUAGGGAUUUUGCGUUGUUGACAAAACAUGGACUGCAUUAUAACCAUCAAGACUUUUAAUGCAAAUGCGACUUUUAUCGUAGGCCAAAUGUAGAGAGCUAGACAAAGAAAUCAUGAUGUUUUUUAAUGUAAUCUAAUGUAAUCUAAUGUAAUAUAGUGAACUGACUUCAUCAUAACAAGAGAAAGCCCAUUGAGUUGUAGGGAUAAAUUGAUUGGAUUGACUGAAUGGGUUGAUGAAUAGAUGAAUGGAUGUUGCUGAUAUAAAAAACCAUUAGCAGUGAAAGAGAAUGAGCAUUUCAUGGAGAUUUUCAUAAUGUAGCAUAAAUCUGAGAAUAAAGAAAAAACCAUAAUGGAUAUUGGGGUCUGAAGCACUUAUUACACACAAAUAUUAGGUAGCCAAACCAUUAGCUCUCAGGAGAAGAACUCAGAAGAAACACACAUGAGAACAUGAUGAACUGAUGUGUAGAGAAAGAAGCAGGUCUCAGUGCAACAGCUGAGUUCAUAGCCCUGGUCAUAGACCAGACGAAGGUUCGAGAGCUUAGAAACACUACAAGCUGAAACAUGCCAGUCCUUCUCGUCAUGUUUCUAUCAACAAAUAUUAACAAAGCUGUGAGCACACAUACUUUACCACCUACAAAUAUUAUAGUUCAUUUUUUGAACAAAAGAUCAAAAGGUUAAACAAUAAUGACAAUUAUUGUUGAAUAGGUCACUCUGGGUCAGGUUCACUUUAUAGUCAUAUUCUUGUAGCUAUGAUAAGUGUGUGUGUGUGUGUGUGUGUGUGUCUGUGUUGGUAAAGCAUGCGUCGUACAGACUGGUUAGUGUGGCCAAGCGAGGCCCUGAAGAGAGAGGAGAGGAGGGCUGAAGCCAGGCUGGCUUAUGGGAUACAACGGCUCGAUGAGGCCAAACACUACCACCUGAACACGCUGACCCGAGAGCAACACAGACUACACCGCCAUCUCAUCGCCCUUAACACAGGUAACCGGUGGAGAGGCUUAAACUCUGUGGGCUCACGACCCUCCAAUCAUGAUCUCACCCACCCUGCUGUGUCCUAUAUCAAGACUCGUUUACCCAUAAUCCCACCUGCAGACAGGGAGACAAACAGGCAUAGGUCUGGGAAGCCGCAGUCCAUCUGCUCCCUGCAGGCUCGCGUUCAGGACUUUCUCAGCAGUGGUGAAAACAGGGCUGAUAACGCUACAAUGCCUGUAUGUCUGCCAGACCUCAAACCACGGCCCCCAAGCAGCAUGCUUCCUCCAGCCAACCCAGAGAGAGAGAACAAGGCUGGAGAUAGGGAUGGACAGAAUAAGAAACACAGGGCUAGAGGGAGGGAGGGAUUGAGGUCAGCACUGGAAACACGUGGAUUUAGUUCAAAAGACAGUCAAAGAGAAAAUGAUCAAAUAGUAGCAAGUUAUACAGAAAAAGAAGAGGAGAUGACAGUAACAAUACCCUACUCUACUCCUCUUUCUCCCCUCUCUGACACCCACGCUUCUGAUGGCCAGUUGAGGAUGGUUCACACACCGCCUAAUUUUGUGCAAGCACUGGCAGAGGCACGCAAAGCCCGAUACAUACGAUACAGAGGACAUCCUUUGUGUGAGAGAGAGCUGAGCAUCAGAGAAAUAUUCUCAAGCAACUCCAAAGACACAAAUAACACUCACUAACACAGUAGUAUCUGCUAGUGUGCUUCACACUCAAACAUACUUAUGUUGAGACCUGUGAGCACACAAACACAUUUUUAAUCUAUGCAAGGUGCAUUUUUGAAAGAAAGAAAAUAAAUAAAUUUUCCUUAUGGAGACCAGCCAAAUGUCCCCCAAGGUCAAAACAGUCAUGUAUUCCUAAACAUGGUCUAGUAAAUGCAUUAUUUAAAUUUUAACAUCAUUCAUAUAAUGGACUACACUACUGGGUUAGGUCAAUAUAAAGCAUUUUGUAAACUCUGUAACUUAUGUAUGCAAUUGGUAUUGCAACAUGACCUACAUUUUCAGUUCAACAUAUUAUAGUCUAUUGACAAUAUUUUUGUGGGUUUUGGGAAGCAUACAUUAUAUUUAUGCUCUGGCAUGAGCUAUGUACAGUAUAAGUUUACCUCAAACUUUGCCAGAGUAAACACAGAGGGUUUACCAUAUGAUGUAAACCAUUGGUAUGCCUCAAAAACAGGAAGACCAGGUCUGAGUUUGCCAAAAACAUAGUCUUGUCCCAUAUCCAUCUUUUGAUC
Messenger RNA from Ictalurus punctatus (channel catfish), 2919 nucleotides. RefSeq names its product coiled-coil domain-containing protein 190. The record is from RefSeq and is a predicted model, not a curated record. The transcript is spliced from 3 exons. The coding region runs from base 1514 to 2371 and encodes 285 amino acids. Lineage: Eukaryota; Metazoa; Chordata; Actinopteri; Siluriformes; Ictaluridae.